Messenger RNA from Suillus discolor, 610 nucleotides. RefSeq lists its product as uncharacterized. The record is from RefSeq and is a predicted model, not a curated record. Bases 134 to 610 code for a protein of 158 amino acids. Lineage: Eukaryota; Fungi; Basidiomycota; Agaricomycetes; Boletales; Suillaceae. The transcript has 4 exons.
AGCAGCAAAAAAAGGAAAUGCAGGAGCUCAUGGUAAAUAUGUCGACCAUUGCAAUUAAUUGACAAGGGGGAGCGGUACCGGCGGUCACUGGCAGCGCUCCUAGAGGCUAGUAUCGUAUUUGAAGUGAGCGAUCAUGGUAACUGCCAAUGGUAGCUUUGAAACAUCACUGGGAUUCCCUUCGCAGACCGUGCCGUACGGCCGUACGCGGAGACAUCUAACCGAGAAUGAGAUUGAGCUUAUGACAGAUACUGGCAUCGGUUGGAAGAACAAGACACACGUCGGUCCCAAUCAUUGGGACGCAGUCGUCGGGGAGAACGUUAUUGGUUCUCACCAAAACGACUCGACAGACCUAAAUUCUUUCGAAGUUGUUUCCGAGGAUAAGGAUAUGUUGGAAUCACUUAAUUGGCACCUCCGAGCACAGCGCCUCACACUCCCAUUUUCACUGUCUAAGAUCUAUAUACUGCUCACAUUGCUCACCAUUGUAUCUCUCAGAAAGAUUUACACCGACCCCUUGUGUGUGAAGAUGAAGAAGGGGCUCGUCAUGGACGAUCCGAAGCAGACUGUAAUGGAUACGUCUUUCGGGUUCCCAGUCAAGACAAGCUAUAUAUGA